Messenger RNA from Xylaria bambusicola, 897 nucleotides. RefSeq names its product CAP domain-containing protein. The coding region runs from base 1 to 897 and encodes 298 amino acids. The transcript is spliced from 3 exons. NCBI's taxonomy places the organism in Eukaryota, Fungi, Ascomycota, Sordariomycetes, Xylariales, Xylariaceae. The record is from RefSeq and is a predicted model, not a curated record.
AUGAAGUCCUCAAUCUUCCUUGCAACUGCUGGUGCGGCACUGGCUUUGGCCAACCCGCUUGACAAGCGCGUGCUAGAGACCGAGGUCGUUGUGGAAUACUACACUGUCACCGUUACCGGAAAUGCUCCUGAGCCCACGAACCAUCACAAGUACCGGCCUCAUCCUCACCCCACCAAAGAAGAGACACCCGUUGAGGAGCCUGAAACUACUGUCGUUGAGACGACGAAGGCUGAGCCCACCACCACCUCAGUGCCUGUUGUUUAUGUUACUGUAACUCCUGAAGAGACCAAGGAGCCAGAGCCGACUACCACUGCCAAGCCUUCAACUGUCGUCGAUACCCCGGCCCAAGCCAGUGACUCGGGUUCAACGGAGGGCGACUCGUUUGAAUCCGUGGCGGUCUACCACCACAACAUCCACCGAUCUAACCACUCUUCUCCUGAGGUUACCUGGAACGCAGAGAUUGCCGGAUAUGCUGCCAACACUGCUGCGACUUGCAAAUUCGCUCAUGAUAUGAGCCAAGGUGGCGGUGGCUAUGGUCAGAACAUUGCCUUGUGGGGUGUGAGCUCUGGCGCCGAAGAGCUGGGCGCUGCUGGUGCCGUCAAGAUGGCCACCACCAACAUGUGGUACGAUGGUGAAUUUAACAGCUUCCUACCCUCCUACUACGGACAGCCCACUCCCGACAUGACCAACUUCGAGGCUUGGGGUCACUUGAGCCAAGUCGUUUGGGCUGGUACCACCAGCGUCGGCUGCCAUGCUCAGUUCUGCCCUCGUGGUACGGCUUACAGCAACUUGGACUCCUGGUUCACAGUCUGCAACUACUCUCCCCCAGGCAACAUUGGUGGUGCUUAUGGCAAGAACAUCAACAAGCCCAAGGGUGAUGCUUCAGUUGUCGUCUAA